Molecule: messenger RNA, 2133 nt
Organism: Choloepus didactylus (southern two-toed sloth)
Lineage: Eukaryota; Metazoa; Chordata; Mammalia; Pilosa; Megalonychidae
Product: HIG1 domain family member 1A, mitochondrial
Exons: 1
Coding region: 1012-1293 (93 amino acids)
Biological process (GO): mitochondrial respirasome assembly; negative regulation of apoptotic process
Cellular component (GO): mitochondrion
Source: RefSeq, a predicted model, not a curated record
GUCUUAACUGUCUGGAGCUAUGAUAUUCUUUGUCUUCAGCUCCAGGGCUUCUGUGCUCAGGGGUGAGGUGCCUCCUGCUUAGCAGGGUCUGGUUGAAUCCAUGCCUGGUCCUGAGGAGGGGGGUAGCGGAGGCCUUUUCAGGUGCUGGGAGGGGUCCCACCAUGUGGGGAGAUGUUGAGGAGAGGCUGGCGACCCCAGAAACAUGGAGGAGGCCUUGGUGGCCCCAGCAGGGGCACUGUCAGUGGGGUCGUGUAACACGUAACACAUAGCACGUAGCUUGUAGCUGAUGUUAUUAGGAGCAUCUGUGUGGUGGUGCUGCAUUCUAUAGGGAUUAGUUGGCUUAAUCCUCACGGCCUCCUGGGGGAAAGGGACCUGAAUGUGGAAAGAUGAGGUCACUUUCCUCCCAUCUCUUAGCCGGGAGCAGAGGAGCCUCGAGACGGAGCAGAGGAGCCUCGAGACGGGCAGGGACCUGAAGGUGGUUGGGGUCAGUGGGAAUGAGGCCCAUUAGCUUGGUCUGCUGCAGGGACAGGUUUCUCCUUCACUUGAUGGGGACCAACUGCAGGGCUUUUGGGGUCCCCUUCCUCACCCUCCACAAGGCCAAAGGCCAGGGCCUCUAGAACUGCUGCUUGGUCUGUCUCUGUUUUCUUGUCUCUUCCCUCUGCCUGGAGCUGGCUCCUGGUCCAUUUGUGCUGGGAUUGCACUUUUGUCCAUCUCUCAUCGGAGCCUUUGUUGCCCUCAGAAUUCAGGACUUUCAGGCCAAAUCUCAGUGUAGAGCUUGAUUUGCUUGUCCUUUUCUUUUUGUUUUUUAAGCCUAAAUAACUGGAUCGCUGAAAAUCUGAACUUAGUUAAAGUUUAAACCUAGAUUUUAUCCGGAAACCUAAAUUUAAUGAUUCAAAGCUUGUUCUUAUCAGUUUCAGAAAGUUAAUUUCUUUCUUAAAAAAUAAACCUAUGGGCAGACGUCAGUGGAAGCUCAAGACGUGUCUUCGGUAGUGGAAGAUUCUUCAACCAGUCAUGUCAACCGAUACAGAUGUUUCUCUGUCUUCAUAUGAUGAAGAUCAGGGAUCUAAACUUAUCCGAAAAGCUAAAGAGGCACCAUUUGUCCCGAUUGGGAUGGCAGGUUUUGCAGCAAUUGUUGCAUAUGGAUUAUACAAAUUGAAGAGCAGGGGAAAUACUAAAAUGUCCGUUCACCUGAUUCACAUGCGUGUGGCAGCCCAAGGAUUUGUUGUGGGAGCAAUGACUCUUGGUAUGGGCUAUUCCUUGUAUCGGGAAUACUGGGCAAAACCUAAACUUUAGAAGAAGAGGUGCUGUCGUGCUAUCUUGGUGUUGAUGGUAUUUGUUUUAUUUAAACACCUCAAAUUAAGGUUACACAUAUAUGCUGAAAAUAAAACAUUUGAGUAGGUUCAGAUAACAACAUGGUAUUUUGAAUAUUGGCUUCCUUUCUUUCGGGCUUGAUUUGCCUGGUGACCAAAUUAUUGGUGACAAGUUUACUAACUAGGUCAUUCAGGGAAGUCAAGUUAGCACAAAAGAAACAUGUCAUCCAAAUUCUCUUGAUAAUGGUAAAAUGUCCACAUUCUUAAAGUCUCAUGAUGAAAUUAGUUCUAAAAAGUACCCUGAAGUACUUCGAGUUGCUGCAGAAUAUCACAUUGUCUGGUUGUUAUGUGCUAUUUACCCCAAUCAAUUUUUUUCUGCCCACCUUCUAAACUUGUCUAGUGUCUUGGUGUAUAGGGCUGGUUUAGUCUCAAAGAACUCAGAAAAGUGCAUGGACUAUAACAUUGUAAUGCCUCCUACAACUGAAAAUGUGUGUGUGUGUGUGUGUAUGUGUUUAAGCUAAACCUAAAAACCUGGUAACAGCUGCUUACAAGUAGUAUUUGUUGUAGAAUCGUAUUUAUAAAUAAACAUGAGGAUAACUUAAUUAUGGAUUCUAGUUUAGUUCUGUAAGAUUCAAAAAUGUUAAACAAAAUAUAUUACCGGUGUUUUGUAUUUACGAGCAAGUUGGCUUGACCAGGCAUUAUACACAAACGUGACAUACUAUAGAAUGCUUUGUUGCACUUGUGAAAUUCUCUUGUCUGACUUUACAUUCCAUGGUGAUAACAUGGUAAACAUAUUGUUAUUAAAGUGAGUAAACCCAUCAAA